Mauremys mutica (yellowpond turtle) is the source of this 1963-nucleotide messenger RNA. Its product is annotated as olfactory receptor 51G2-like. The coding region runs from base 303 to 1274 and encodes 323 amino acids. The record is from RefSeq and is a predicted model, not a curated record. Gene Ontology annotation, biological process: G protein-coupled receptor signaling pathway. NCBI's taxonomy places the organism in Eukaryota, Metazoa, Chordata, Testudines, Geoemydidae. Gene Ontology annotation, cellular component: membrane. Gene Ontology annotation, molecular function: G protein-coupled receptor activity; olfactory receptor activity. The transcript has 3 exons.
CUCAGGCGAGAUCCAGCCACAGCAGCAGCAGGGAGUGUAGUGUCUCCACGCUCAGUGCGUGUCCAGACCGUCCUCCCCAGCAUGUUUGACGCGGGAGUGGGGAUCAUGCAGAGCUGGUUCUGUGCCUGCUUUGACAGCUCCUGGGUGUUGUACACCUCCGUCCUUCUGGUCCUGGUCAUCUGGGUGGCCAUGGCGACGCAGCACAGCUUCUCCUGGAGAAGCAGGAUGGCUCUUCUGGUCAGCAGGCUCCGGUGGAGGGGGACGGAGGACGAGGGAGAAGGCUGUGCGACAUCUGAGGUGGGAUGGAGCAGCCUCAGCACACCAUGCCACUUGCCAAUUCCUCUUUCUAUCAGCCUUCCACCUUCCUCCUGACGGGCUUUCCGGGGCUGGAAGCCAAUCACCACUGGAUCUCCAUCCCUUUCUGCGUGUUCUAUCUCGUCGGCCUUUCAGGGAACUGCCUGAUCCUGAUCAUCAUCAAGAAGACCCAAAGUCUUCAUAAGCCUACGUACUACUUCCUUUCCAUGCUGGCCUUGACGGACCUGGGCUUGGCUUUGUGCACCCUUCCUACCACGCUGGGCAUCUUUUGGUUUAAGAUCAGAAAAAUUGAGUUCAAUUCCUGUCUCACCCAGAUGUAUUUUAUCCAUAUACUGUCAGUGAUGGAAUCCUCGGUGCUCCUGGCCAUGGCCUUCGAUCGUUUCAUCGCUAUCUCCAACCCUCUGAGAUAUUCGUCCAUCUUGACCGAGUCAACCAUCAUCAAAAUAGGGCUGGCGAUUGUUUCAAGAGCUGUGAUCUCCCUCUUCCCAAUACCCUUUCUGCUCAAGAGGUUAACCUACUGUGGGAACAAUGUGCUUUCCCACUCAUUUUGCUUUCACUCUGAUAUCAUGAAGCUGGCCUGCGCGGAUAUAAAAGUCAACAUCCUGUAUGGUUUAAUUGUCAUUCUUUCAACGGUGGGUGUGGAUUUUGUGUUCAUUGUGCUAUCAUAUGUUCUGAUCAUUAAGACUGUGGUCAGCCUCACGACCAAGGAAAAAUGUCUCAAGGCUUUGAACACGUGUGUCUCCCAUAUCUGUGCCGUCCUAAUCUUCUUCAUCCCAAUGAUUGGACUGUCCAUUCUCCAUCGCUGUGGUAACAAUGUUCCCCUUAUGCUUAACAUUAUGAUGGCCUAUAUCUACCUUAUUGUGCCCCCUGUCUUAAAUCCUAUCAUAUACAGCGUCAAAUCCAAACUGAUCCGCAAAGCCAUGCUCAGAACACUGUGGUGGAAAAAUGAGUCAAUGUGACAGACUUUCACCAUCAGGUUUCCUGGAAAAUUCAAGUGACUUGUUUCAUCAGGUUAAAUCAAAGGGGGCCCUGUGCUUGGCCAGAAGACGAAAACUUCAAUUCCCCUUGGAAGUUGUAUCCCAGCUCAAUGUUGUGUUCUUCCAUUUCCUCCUAGAAUCGCCCCCACUCCCCUGCCAACCUAAGGCCCUGAUUGCCAGGGUCUGCAAGAAGGGUGGGCUCCACCCAUGAGGACGCCAUUGCAAGAUUUGGGCCCAAAUUAAUUAUUUUUAAAAGUGACGUGGGGCGGUGGAACGGGGAGCCACUAAAAUGCAGACCCUGAAAAAGCUAGUAACCUAAUCAAUCUGUGUAAGCCCUACUUGACUAAAGUCCUCUCGUCCUGCCUCAGGCCAUGUCCUGGCUAUCAUAGACUCAGGGUCCCUACCCAUACGCAAACUACGCAGCUGCGUUGGGCACCAGGACAUUUGGGGCAACAAAUUGCCCCAAAUGUCCUGGUGCCUGAUGCAGCUGCGAACUGCUUCCAGCCCAAUCCCCCAGACGGCUGAGCGGGCCCCUCGUGGGCUGCUCACAGCAGGGUCCAGAGAAGCUGCCUCCGCCUCUGCCCCACCCCUUCCUCUCAGCCCCUGCCCCUGCUCUGCCCCUGCCCCACGUCUUCCCACCCCAGCCCUGCCCCCACUCUGUCCCCUCCUCC